GCUGGCUUCUUUUACGCCAUGUUACGUGACAUUUUUUAGCACUUUGCGGCGCUGUUUGCCACAUCGCAGGGAGUACGCUACUGAUUCUUCAAAAUAUAUGAUUUGAAUUUGAAAUAAAUAAAUACUAACAGCCUGACGAAGGAUACGGCGGGGGACGUACGGAAGAUGGAAGGGUUACAUGCUCACCAUGACCAAGGCACCAUGCCUUCCGCAGUCACUGACCCUCACGCAGACCACACAGUGGACCAUGGCUCAGGCUCUGGAGGCCAUGAAGGCAUGAUGCAUAUGACAUUUUACUUUGGUUACAAACAUGUACAGCUGCUGUUUGCUGGGCUAGUCAUCAACACACCUGGAGAGAUGGUAGGAGCCUGUGUUGGGGUGUUUUUGUUGGCUGCGUUCUAUGAGGGACUGAAGAUUGGUCGGGAGGUCCUGCUGAGGCGCAACCAAGUCAAUGUGCGCUAUAACUCCAUGCCAGUGCCAGGUGCUGAUGGCACUGUACUCAUGGAGACUCACAAAACAGUUGGCCAACGAAUGCUGAGCUUGGCACACAUGUUCCAGACAAUACUACAUGUCAUCCAGGUGGUGGUCAGCUACUUCCUAAUGCUGGUGUUCAUGACCUACAAUGGCUACCUCUGCAUCGCUGUGGCAGCGGGAGCUGGAGUGGGCUACUUUUUGUUCAGCUGGAAGAAAGCAGUAGUGGUAGACAUUACAGAACACUGUCAUUAACCUUC
This is a messenger RNA of Colossoma macropomum (tambaqui), 731 nucleotides long. It is a transcript of the gene slc31a1, whose product is annotated as solute carrier family 31 member 1. Gene Ontology annotation, molecular function: copper ion transmembrane transporter activity. Gene Ontology annotation, biological process: copper ion transmembrane transport. The record is from RefSeq and is a predicted model, not a curated record. The transcript has 5 exons. Bases 166 to 726 code for a protein of 186 amino acids. Gene Ontology annotation, cellular component: membrane. Lineage: Eukaryota; Metazoa; Chordata; Actinopteri; Characiformes; Serrasalmidae.